Elephantulus edwardii (Cape elephant shrew) is the source of this 1146-nucleotide messenger RNA. RefSeq names its product keratin 13 (gene KRT13). Gene Ontology annotation, molecular function: structural molecule activity. The coding region runs from base 103 to 1146 and encodes 347 amino acids. Gene Ontology annotation, cellular component: keratin filament. NCBI's taxonomy places the organism in Eukaryota, Metazoa, Chordata, Mammalia, Macroscelidea, Macroscelididae. The transcript is spliced from 7 exons. The record is from RefSeq and is a predicted model, not a curated record.
GGUUUUGGUGGUGGCUCUUGCCAGCUGGGAGGAAGCCGCAAUGUCUCCUCCUGCUCAACUCGAUUCGUCUCUGGGGGCUCAGCUGGGGGCUAUGGAGGUGGCAUGAGCUGUGGCUUCGGCGGUGGCUUCGGCGGUGGUUUCGGCGGUGGCUUCGGCGGUGGCUUCGGUGACUUCGGUGGUGGCGAUGGUGGCCUCCUCUCCGGCAAUGAGAAGAUCACCAUGCAGAACCUCAACGACCGGCUGGCCUCCUACCUGGACAAGGUGCGCGCCCUGGAGGAGGCCAACACCGAGCUGGAGGCGAAGAUCCGGGACUGGCACCUGAAGCAGAGCCCAUCCAGCCCGGAGCGAGACUACAGCAACUACUACAAGCUCAUUGAUGAGCUCAGGGAGAAGAUCCUGGCAGCCACCAUCGACAACAACCGGGUCAUCCUGGAGAUCGACAACGCCAGGCUGGCCGCGGAUGACUUCAGGCUCAAGUAUGAGAAUGAGCUGGCCCUGCGCCAGAGCGUGGAGGCCGACAUCAACGGCCUGCGCCGGGUGCUGGAUGAGCUGACCCUGUCUAAGACUGACCUGGAGAUGCAGAUCGAGAGCCUGAACGAGGAGCUGGCGUACAUGAAGAAGAACCACGAAGAGGAGAUGAAGGAGUUCAGCAACCAGGUUGUAGGCCAGGUCAACGUGGAGAUGGAUGCCACUCCAGGCAUUGACCUGACCCGGGUGCUGGCCGAGAUGAGGGAGCAGUACGAGGCCUUGGCAGAGAAGAACCGCCGGGACGCCGAGGAAUGGUUCCACAACAAGAGUGCAGAGCUGACCAAGGAGGUGACUUCCAGUACCAGCAUGCUCCAGACCAGCAAGACAGAGAUCACAGAGCUCAGGCGCACACUCCAGGGCCUGGAAAUCGAACUACAGUCCCAGCUCAGCAUGAAAGCCGGUCUGGAGAGCACAGUGGCAGAGACGGAGUGCCGCUACGCCCUCCAGCUGCAGCAGAUCCAGGGGCUCAUCGGCAGCAUCGAGCAGCAGCUGAGCGAUCUCCGCAGUGAGACGGAAUGCCAGAACCAAGAGUACAAGAUGCUGCUGGAUAUCAAGACGCGCCUGGAGCAGGAGAUCGCCACCUACCGCAGCCUGCUCGAGGGCCAGGAUGCCAAGUAG